AUGGGGGGCACCCCCUCCCCCACAAGGCCUUCUACCCCCCGGGGCCCCCCCCGGGCCCCCCCCGCCCCCCUGGACCCCCUCCAGGGCUGUGUCCGGGCACUGCAGCCCUGGGACCCCCCCGGCCCCGAGGCCACCCCCGAGCUGGAGGAGCCACCGAGCUGCCACCACGGGCGUCACCGCGGCCACCGAGGGGACAUCGGCCACCGAGGGGACAUCGGCCACCGCCACGGGGGGGACGUCAUCGGCGGCCACCGCGGGGACGUCAUCGGUGGCCACCGCGGUGACGUCAUCGGUGGCCACCGCGGGGACAUCGCCGCCCGCAUCGGGCAAAAACCUUCCGGAGUUGGGGGCACAUCCCCGAGCCCCCCCACGCCCCCCCAACUCGCUACCUCACCCCCCGGCUGGGGGUCCCAUCCCCCUCCCCCGGCCCGCAGCGAGUCCGAGGCUCUGGAGGAGAUCAGCCGGGCUUGUGAAACGUUGGCCGAGCAAGCCGGCCGGCCCAGCCCCCCAUCCCCGGAUACCCCCCCAAAAUUAGGGGGUGGUGGUCGCCGUCACCGCCGUGUCCCCCCCUCGCGUCACCGCGACCUCCGCCGGGGACCCCUCCGGCGCCGCCACCCCCGGAAAGAGGAGCGGGAACAACAACAACAACAACAGCAGCAACAACAACAACAACGGGACCGGGAACAACGGGACCGGCCGGUGCUGGCCACGCUCGACCUGCAGAGCUCCGGCGUGCAGGAUAAAGGGGGACCCCCUCCCAAGCUGGAAACGAAAGGGGGGGGACCCCCAAACCCUCCCUCAGCCCCCCCACCAGCACCAGCACCGCCGGGACCCCCUCCCGCGUUCGUCAGCUCCGCCGAUCUCCUGAAGCUGCGCUCGCUCGGGGAGGGGCCCCCCAAGGAGCUCAAAAUUCGGCUGAUCAAGGUGGAGAGCGGUGCUGGGGGGGCCGGGGGGAUCCCCGGGCUCGGGGGGGGCCCCGGGGGCGGCACCGCCGGUGACGCUUUGGUGGCCUCGGACGUCGGGGAGCCCCGGGGGUUGCCCCUGGCACAGCUGACGAUCCGGCACAGCGCGGCCGAGGUGGUGCGAGCCAGCAAGCAGGCGCGGCUGAAGGGGCCGUUCCGUGAGUCCUACCUGUGCCCCGCCCAGUCCGUCAAGCCCCGAAUCGACGCUCGGGAGCAGCUCCCGAGGGACAAACUCAACCCCCCCACGCCCAGCAUCUACCUGGAGAGCAAGCGCGACGCCUUCUCGCCCGUCCUGCUGCAGUUCUGCACCGACCCCAAGAACCCCAUCACUGUCAUCCGGGGGCUGGCGGGGUCCCUGCGCCUCAACCUGGGGCUGUUCAGCACCAAGACCCUGGUGGAGGCCAGCGGCGAGCACGCGGUCGAGGUGCGCACGCAGGUGCAGCAACCCUCGGACCAGAACUGGGACCUGUCGGGGACGCGGCAGGUGUGGCCCUGCGAGAGCAGCCGCUCCCACACCACCAUCGCCAAGUACGCCCAGUACCAGGCAUCCUCCUUCCAGGAGUCCCUGCAGGAGGACAAGGACAGCGAGGAUGAGGAGGCCGAGGAGCCCGACAGCACCACGGAGACCCCGCCCAGGUGGAAGCCGCAGCUGCAGGAGCUGCUGAAGCUGCCGGCCUUCAUGCGAGUGUCCUCCACGGGCAACAUGCUGAGCCACGUGGGCCACACCAUCCUGGGCAUGAACACCGUGCAGCUCUACAUGAAAGUGCCCGGCAGCCGCACCCCCGGCCACCAGGAGAACAACAACUUCUGCUCAGUGAACAUCAACAUCGGCCCCGGCGACUGCGAGUGGUUCGCGGUGCACGAGCACUACUGGGAAACCAUCUCUGCCUUCUGCGACAGGCACGGCGUGGACUACCUGACGGGCUCGUGGUGGCCCAUCCUGGAGGACCUGUACCGCUCCAACAUCCCGGUGUACCGGUUCGUGCAGCGCCCCGGGGACCUGGUGUGGAUCAACGCCGGCACCGUGCACUGGGUGCAGGCCACGGGCUGGUGCAACAACAUCGCCUGGAACGUGGGGCCACUCACGGCGUACCAGUACCAGCUGGCCCUGGAGCGCUACGAGUGGAACGAGGUGAAGAACGUCAAGUCCAUCGUGCCCAUGAUCCACGUGUCCUGGAACGUGGCCAGGACCGUCAAGAUCAGCGACCCCGACCUCUACAAGAUGAUCAAGUAUUGUCUCCUGCAGUCCAUCAAGCACUGCCAGGUGCAGCGCGAGAGCCUCGUGCGCGCGGGGAAGAAAAUCGCGUACCAGGGCCGGGUCAAGGACGAGCCGGCGUACUACUGCAACGAGUGUGACGAACAAUCCCACCAGGGUCCGGCCGUCCGACAUUCGGAUGCGGAGGCUGCGGUUGAGCAGCGCCUCGAGCCGCUGCCGCCCCCGGGGGGGCCCCGAGACCCCCGGCCCGGGAUCCUGGGGAGGGUGGGGAAGGGUCCGUAUGGACCCCCUAAACCUUCCCCCAGCCGUUAUGGAGCCCCCAAGUCCUCUGAGAUCCCCCUAUAA
Messenger RNA from Sturnus vulgaris (Common starling), 2523 nucleotides. The record is from RefSeq and is a predicted model, not a curated record. NCBI's taxonomy places the organism in Eukaryota, Metazoa, Chordata, Aves, Passeriformes, Sturnidae.